Messenger RNA from Periophthalmus magnuspinnatus, 2783 nucleotides. RefSeq names its product piggyBac transposable element-derived protein 3. The coding region runs from base 125 to 2482 and encodes 785 amino acids. NCBI's taxonomy places the organism in Eukaryota, Metazoa, Chordata, Actinopteri, Gobiiformes, Gobiidae. The transcript is spliced from 4 exons. The record is from RefSeq and is a predicted model, not a curated record.
UUAAAUGUUGAGUCCUGAUUCUUCUGAAGGUUUAAGGUUUUUCUCUCUGUAACACGUGUCCUGUGGAUUUAAAGCACAUCUGCCUCAAGUCGAGUCACAGUUGAGUCUUAAAGGACGUUUUGAAAUGGCGAUAUCUCAGAAAGGUGUCGAGAUGCCCCGUCUGAGUCGUGGUCCUACUCUGAACACCGAGGAUUUCCCAGACACAGUGCACAUUAAAGAGGAGCCAGAAGAAGAGUGUAUCAAACAGGAGGAAGAGGAAGUGAACAUCAAACAUGAGGACGACGAAGAGAGCGUCAAAAAGGAGGAGGAGCAGCUUCAAGUCUGUGUCCCUGAGUCCAGUUCUGUGUGUGUGAAGAAAGAAGAGACCUCACUGCUUCAACAAAGAGAGGACACACAGGGAGAGGACAUCAGCUCAGAGACUGAGGGAGACACAGAGCACUCUUCUGACAAUGAUGAAGAAUGGAGAGCUCCAUUCAGCUGUUCAGCUGCACAGAUGGAGACAGAGGCUAACGGAGACCGCAACAACCAAGUCCAAUUCAGAGCCAGAAGUACCACUUCACCAAACUCAGAGCGCUUAUCCCUGUCAAGACAAGAAAUGGAGUUACUUUGGUCAUUUGAUGGAAACAACUCUGAGGUGGAAGAUUUAUCAGACAUCGAUGAUGCUGUGGGGAAUCCUGAAUAUCAACCCUCACGACAGGAGCAAAGCAGCAGUGAGGAGGACAGUGAGUGUGAAGACUCCAGUCCACAAACCUCUAAACCUGACAGGGGACAUAAACGCAAAUGUGAUGAAUAUGAAGGAUAUCGUUCAGAUCGCAACUUUGCCAGACGUCGCUCUCGGACAGAGCAGGAUGAGGGUGAUGACUCAAACAAUGUCCCUGAAGAGACAACACCAGGACCAAACCAUCAUCAUCAUCAUCAGUCCCACAAAGGGAGUGGGAUGCGAUGGAAGGCUUGUCGGCUAACACCAAAUCAGGCCCAGUUUGAGCAUGAGGAUGAAAAUGUGCAGGACAGAGAGGAGUGGAGCCCACUGGACUACAUAAAACACUAUAUUGAUAAAGAUUUGAUGAAAACUAUUGCCCAUUGCUCUAAUGCUACAUCUCUGGCUAAAAGUGGGGUCCCACUCAACACAUCAACUGAUGAAAUUUACCAUUAUUUUGGUGCGUGUAUUUUGAUGUCUUGUGUACCAUAUCCUGAAAUUAGGAUGUACUGGUCAAAAGUCUUGAGAUUCCCUGCCAUUACUGAAAAAUUCACACGAGACAGAUUUUUCAGACUGAGGAGUUCACUGAAAGUGCUCAUUGAUGAUGACGUUCCUGAGGAUCUAAAAACAUGUGAUCAGUUCUGGAAGGUGAGACCUUUCCUGAACCGCAUUCUGCAAGGCUGCAAAUCUCAGGCUCGACCUGAAUGUGUUUGCAUUGAUGAGCAGAUGAUUGCAUUCACAGGAGCUUGUCCGUAUCGACAAUAUCUGCCAAUGAAACCAAACCCAGUUGGCAUGAAAAACUUUGUUUGUGCAACAACAGAUGGUCUUGUGCUGGACUUUGAAAUUUAUCAAGGUGUAGAUGCACUCCGUGAGCAGCUUCAAGAACCAGAGGAUCUAGGUUUGGGAGGCUUGGUGCUAGAUCGCCUGUCUCAGACUCUUCACCCUCAUACACGUGUUUACUGUGAUCGGUUCUUCACAUCCAUCCGUAGUGUGGAACACAUGAAGAAUAAGCAAAUCUAUGUAACUGGUACAGUCAUGAAGAGUAAGGUCACUGCAGCAGUGGAGAAGCUGCCCACUGACAAAACAAUGAAAAAGGAUGGAAGAGGUACCUCAGCACAAGUUACCACUGAGGAUGGAACGAUUUGUGUUUUAAAAUGGUACGAUAACAAACCAGUACUGAUGAUAUCUGCUGUUCAUGACAGAGAACCAGAAGACACCUACCAGAGAUGGGACAAAAAACUGAAACGGCUCGUGACCAUCUCACGACCAAGUAUUGUCCGUGAAUACCGUUCCAAGAUGGGCGGAGUUGACCUUGUUGAUAGAAUAAUGAGUUACUAUCGCAUGAGUGGGCAUACAAAGAAAUGGACACUACGGAUGAUGAUGCACUUUACAGAUCUGGCUUUAGCCAACAGCUGGCUCCUGUACUGCAAAGACCGCACUGCAUGUGGCAAACCAAAGAAGAACAUCAUGCAGUUCCUUGAAUUUCGUAUGGAAGUGGCCAUGAGCUUCUUGGCACAGCACGACAAUGAGAACUCUGACUUUUCAGAGUGUGAAAAUGAUCCAGACAUUUUAGUCCAAGGGAAAAGGCGUCCAGUCCUGGCAGUGCCCCAUGUUUCAGUCCGCAGGAAGGCUAAUGCACAUCUGCCAGAGGUGGUAAACCUGAAGAAUGCAGUGCGCUGCAGAGCAAAAGGCUGUUCAGGGAAAACUCGAGUGCAGUGUGUUACAUGCAAGAUGUUCCUCUGCUUACAGGCAGAUCGCAACUGUUACAUCGCCUUUCACACAUAGGUGGACAGCAGUGACGUGCAGUCAGGGGAGGCCUCACCUGUCAUCACAGAGAAAAAAAUUAGCGGAGAGGCACAAGCCGUUUGUGCCUCACUAUGGACUGACGGCUGUAGCUCAGCAGUGACACCUACUGCAGCUGUGAAAAGGCGUCGGGUGAGGCACGUAGUCCCCUGGCCUCAUGGUAGGGGGCGCUCGUGAGCCCACGGAUUCUUGCAACUCCCGGGACAGCAGAAUAAAUAACAGCAAGCUACAAUUUAGAGUUAGCAAGUCAAGUUUAGCAAUCUGUUCACUUUUUUCUUCUUGU